Molecule: messenger RNA, 1239 nt
Organism: Chinchilla lanigera (long-tailed chinchilla)
Lineage: Eukaryota; Metazoa; Chordata; Mammalia; Rodentia; Chinchillidae
Gene: Barx1
Product: BARX homeobox 1
Biological process (GO): regulation of transcription by RNA polymerase II
Cellular component (GO): nucleus
Molecular function (GO): RNA polymerase II transcription regulatory region sequence-specific DNA binding; DNA-binding transcription factor activity, RNA polymerase II-specific
Source: RefSeq, a predicted model, not a curated record
AGCCGGGCGCCGUGCGCUUCGGCCCGCCUGAGGGCUGUGGCGACCACCGGCCGCACCGCUACCGCAGCUUCAUGAUCGAGGAGAUCCUCACGGAGCCGCCCGGGCCCAAGGGCGCCGCGCCUGCCGCCGCCGCCGCCGCGGGCGAACUGCUCAAGUUCGGCGUGCAGGCGCUGCUGGCGGCGCGGCCCUUCCACAGCCACCUGGCGGUGCUGAAGGCUGAGCAGGCAGCAGUAUUCAAGUUCCCGCUGGCGCCACUCGGCUGUUCCGGGCUGGGCUCGGCGCUGUUGGCCACCGGUCCUGGGCUUCCCGGAGCCGCGGGUGCCGCGCACCUGCCUUUGGAGCUGCAGCUACGCGGUAAGUUGGAGGCAGCGGGCCCCGGGGAGCCGGGCACGAAGGCCAAGAAGGGACGCCGGAGCCGCACCGUAUUCACCGAGCUGCAGCUGAUGGGCCUGGAGAAACGCUUCGAGAAGCAGAAGUAUCUCUCCACGCCGGACAGAAUAGAUCUUGCUGAGUCUCUUGGCCUGAGCCAGUUGCAGGUGAAGACUUGGUAUCAGAAUCGAAGGAUGAAGUGGAAGAAAAUAGUGCUGCAAGGCGGUGGCCUGGAGUCGCCUACUAAGCCCAAGGGGCGGCCCAAGAAGAACUCCAUCCCCUCCAGCGAGCAGCUCACAGAGCAGGAGCGCACCAAGGAGGCGGAGAAGCCGGCGGAGGCGCCAGGCGAGCCCAGUGACCGGAGCCGCGAGGACUGAGCUGGGCAGAGGGUGCGAAGCCAGGGACCCCACGACGUGGCCCCUCAGCCCGCGGGAGCCCGCGAGCCGACCCUUCUGCGUCGUCCACGCCGUUUGCCUUUUAAAUAUUUUAUUAUUACUCUGAAUGCGGACAAUUGGGGGCCCAACAGGGAAGGACACAGACCCUGACCCUAACCCAGGCGCACCUGGUCCUAACCUGGGAGCGUCGCAAGCCGCAGGGCAGAAGCUCUUUCCCGGAGCUCCGCGGCGCGGCACCACACGUGCAUGUUCGCCCAGCUCCUCGCCCACACUCCCUGCCUCGGGUGGCCUCCGGGUCCACGUAUCCAGGCACACAUCCGCUUCCUCGAGCCCUGGCCAGAGACCCAGCAGCCGGCGCAGGCCACCAGCAGGAUAACCGGGCUGCGCGGCCCUAGACCGGUCCGAUGUCGCUGGGGCACCUACCCCCCUCUUGCGAAGAUGGUGACUUUUUUCCAAUAAAAUAUUUUAUGACACA